Messenger RNA from Adineta steineri, 1224 nucleotides. NCBI's taxonomy places the organism in Eukaryota, Metazoa, Rotifera, Eurotatoria, Adinetida, Adinetidae. The record is from the annotation of a GenBank genome assembly.
AAAAAAAAAGAAAAUUAAAAUCCUACAAAAGAAUUUUAUUAAUCUUUUCAAUCUCUUAGAGUUUAGAAAAAUGCAAAAUGUAAUAAAUUCUAAAAGGUUUGAUGAAGAAUCUAGAUACAAUUUAUUAUUCUAUAUUUAUCUUUAAUAAUGUACUGAGGAAGUAUCCGAAUCUUUUUUUAAAAGAGUCUAAAGGCAACAAUAACUUGGUUUAAAUCUAUUAUCUAAUAUUAAUUUAAACAACAGAAGACAGAAGAUAUAAAUAACUUGACCUUAAGUUCUUCAUUAGAUCUGUAAUAAAGAUCAGCAUUUAAUAGCUUACUAUCUAUUCGCCAAUAGGACAGUUGGCGUUAGUAUAAUAUAUUCUCGCCAACUGUAAUAACAUAAGAUUAAUAUAGAAUACAUGUGAAUAAUUAAUCUAAUAUUAUUAGGAUAAGUAUACCAUAAGUUAAACUCGUCAAUAUAGUUACUAGGAGCUAUUUUUACACAUGUAUAAUCACAUAAUGAUACAGACAAAAAUCUGGAAUUCCAUUUAAUAUCGAAUAUAUUUUAUCAAUGAGUUUUAUACUACGCUCUUACAAGAUAAUUUUGAAUAGUGGUUAAUAAUAUUGUAUGCAAUCUAUUUUCAAUUCUCAACGCUGACGUAUAAAGAUCAUACUUUAUCUUUAGAUAUGUAUUAAACACUUAUAGAAUGAUUUUAUUACUACUUUCUAAGCAAAUAUACGACAAAUCAUCUAGUUAACGUAUGUAAAAAGAAGAGAUUAUUUUGACAUUUUAAGACAUUAGUAUUUAAAAUGGCUUAGUAAGAAGAUUGGAGAUAAUAUACAUUUCGAAAAUUAUUGACGUCAUAUUACUCUACUAUAGAAAACUAAUUAAUUCUAUCCUGAUUAGCAUCUAGUGGGGUGUUUGAAUAUUCUUUUUAUUUAAUUUCAUAUUAGGAAUCAACUAUUAGAAGAAGAAUUAGAUCGUGUUCGACGAAGUCAAUAUUCUGAAAAUAUUUCCAUUCGACGAAUCGAAACGAAUACUCUUGAUUCAUCGUUAAAUGACUCAUCGAAAUAUAUUGAAGAAUUAAAAUCCAGAAUUGAUGAAUUUGAACACAGUUUUAUCGAAGAAAAAACCAGUAAAGAAUCAUUGCAAGUUCAAAUAAAGAUUCUCGAAGAAGAAAAUGCUGAUCUUAGAGAUAUUAUGACUCAAAUGAGAAAACGAGCACAAGAUGGUCGAAAGUAA